Molecule: messenger RNA, 4305 nt
Organism: Oldenlandia corymbosa var. corymbosa
Lineage: Eukaryota; Viridiplantae; Streptophyta; Magnoliopsida; Gentianales; Rubiaceae
Source: the annotation of a GenBank genome assembly
CUCAAUAUGGGCCCAAAAAAGGUUUCAAUCAAACCCAAAAAUUUAACCUUCCAUUUCUAUCCCUGGUAUUGAUGACUCAUCCACCAUUCAAACUCAGCAUUUCAUUUCAACAAUAAUCGUUACAGUAUAUUUCUCCCCCAUUAAUCAGCUCCAAAAUUCACACACAGUCACACAGUGUUCAUGUCACUCACCGAAAUCAAUCCAAAUCCUUUCGACUAGACCGAAAUUUUCAUUCCAAGGCAAGCUAUUUUACAACAGUAUUAUUGGAUUCUGUUUCCUUCCCGAUGGCUACCGCCAAUGAUUCCAAUCACGAUGCAUUGGCCGCCCCACUCCUCCGUCCCCGCCAACCCGAAACCAACCAGACUCGACCCGGAACGGCUCCUCUGGCCGUCCUAUUGGGAAGGGUAACCGGUCGACGCGGGGCGUCUAUGCUCGUCCGGGAGACCGCAGCUCGGGAGCUGGAAGAGCGACGGGCUGAUUGGGGAUACUCGAAGCCUGUGGUGGCGCUUGAUAUUAUGUGGAAUUUGGCGUUUGUGAUUGUUUCUUUAGUGAUGGUGAGUGUUACGAUGGAUGAGAACCCUACUGUGCCGAUUAGGGUGUGGGUUUGUGGGUAUGGGUUGCAGUGUUUGGUACAUGUGGUGUUGGUUUGGGUGGAGUAUAGAAGGAGGAAUAGGAGGGUUGGCGGGAAUGGUAAUACUGGAUGGAGGAGUAGUAGUGGUGGUAUAGGUGGGUGGGAUGUGGAGGGCGGUGCAGGGGUUGAGGGAAAUGUCGGGAUUGAGGACGAAGAUGAGGAGGCGGGAAGCCUUGGGAUGUUGGGAGUUUCGGGUCGGACCAGCUUUAUCAAACGAUGUGAAUCUGUUAAUACAAUGGCAUCGUUUGUCUGGUGGAUAGUUGGUUUUUAUUGGGUUGUCUCUGGAGGUGAAGCUCUUCUGCAGGGUGCCCCACGCCUUUACUGGUUGGCGGUCGUGUUUCUUGCAUUUGAUGUGUUCUUUGCAAUCUUUUGUGUUGUUUUGGCUUGUCUGAUAGGAAUUGCCCUGUGUUGCUGCUUGCCUUGCAUCAUAGCGAUUCUUUAUGCUGUUGCAGGCCAGGAAGGCGCAUCAGAGGCAGAUCUGAGCGCCCUUCCAAGGUACAGGUUCGAAAUAUCUCAGGUUGAGGAGAAGCCUAGUGAUGGAUUUGGUAAAAUGGUCCCUCUUGAAACCAGUGGUGGAUACUUGGCACUCGAACGUGUUCUUUUACCCGAGGAUGCAGUAAGUUAUCAAUCUUUUUCAAAUAUUUAGGUCUAGUUCUAAAACUGUCAGGAUUCUGUAAGUAUUCCUUUACUCUGCCUUCAAUGCCGCCUAAUUAACAGGUGAAGCUAUACAAUAUUUAUUUUUAUUCUGCACUGUGACACAAAAAGGAUGUCCUUAUUUAUUUGAUUUGGCUUACCAUUACAAAUGAAAUUGGAAUUUUGCUUGGUAAGCCUCUGUUCCACUCCAUAAAGAUCAAUGUUGACUUCGAUGUUCUUGUUCCCUUGUUUUGUAUCUUCUGCUUUUAUUAAGGAAUCUAAGAUAUGUUUUGCCUCGCUUUUCUUACAGGAAUGUUGUAUUUGUCUUACCUCUUAUGAAGACGGGGCAGAGCUUCAUGCGCUGCCCUGUAACCAUCAUUUUCAUGCUCCUUGUAUUGUGAAAUGGCUCAAAAUGAAUGCUACUUGUCCCCUGUGCAAGUACAAUAUUCUGAAGGGCAGUGAACAAGUGUAGAGGAAGACAACAAGAUUAGAGAAAAUAGACUGAAGUUGAUAUGAGUGGUUGUUUGUUUUUUGUAUUUAUAUGUACAGGGAAACCUAGAUUGGAAGAAACAUCUUGCCAAUACAUUUAGUAGAAUAAGAUGAAAUAUUGGUUGGUUGAGUUUCCUUGUCUGUUUGGUGCGGCUUCUAAGAAAAUCUAUAGAUUAUAUGUUUAGCUUUUGUACCGAGUUCAUUCAAGUUUUAUCAGAUGUAAGAAUGAAUUUAGAAUGUAUUCAAUCUCUGUAUAUAUACACAGUCAAGUUGACUUCAGAAUUUGCAUGUCUUUUUCAUUGACUAUGUCCAUUUCUUCUUUGUUGACAAAUGUAAAUGCACAAGUAUUGUGAGACUGAAAACUCAAACAGAGCAGUGUGUAUAAAUCAAAGUUAGAAAGAUUCACUUCUCCGCUAACGCGUAGCAACUACUGAACAAUUCCAGCACAAAAGGACAUUGUAAUACUGUAUUGUUUAACUUUCGCUAUUCUGAAAACAGUAUCUGCCAAUUGUACUUCCCAAAAGCUUGCCUGCUUGCCAAAAGCUCGCCUUCGGCUGUUGCCUCUUUGGUGGAAGCACAAGGCUGAACUUGUGUUGCUACUCACAAUCAUAGUUGCCAGAUCAUAACAUUAUUUCCCGCCAAAAUUAUGCAGAGGGCAUGCUGGCCUUAAUUUGAUUUUGGCCAGGUUCAAAUGCAUCAACUCCUGCUAGAACUAGAUGCUUACAAACUGUUAUUUCCAUUCUUCCAAUACUCCUACGAAUUCAGCAUGGAGUGAAUGUCCACCCUGUGUAACAGAAAAGGUCAAUAAGAAUCUGGUUCAACUGUGUUUGGUCUAACAAAAAAAAUUAACCAAUACUGAUGGCAAGAAAAUGAAGCGAAGAAUGGAUUCAAGACUGACGUAAUGUACAUCACAAGAAUUGAAUGCAGAAACGCUAGGUACCAAUGAAAUGUCAUCCCCAUAACUGAAAACAACUCCAAUAACACAUUUCUAAUGAAUCUCAAUGACAUGAUGCCACCAACCAAGAAGAAUAACCAGACAACCUAAACGUAGAAAGACCAGCAAGAAACCACAUUGGAAGAUACGGCCAACUCUAACCAUAGAGAACUGUGGUGAUGCCUAAAACAGCAAUUUACUAACUAGAAUGAGCAUGGCUGAUCUCAACCUCAUUUCGCUCAAGCAAACAGAUUAAACAAAUUAACUUGAAUUACAAUGCUGAAUUAUUACAGUUACAGCAUAAAAGUACACAAAAGCACCAAAAAGCUGCUUUAGAAGGCACAUGCAUGUCCAAAGCCUUUCUUCUCUAGAAGUUAAUGCAUAUAAAUUUGAUACUUACAUUUUACAAUCUACCAAAUCUCAGAAGCAAUAAUUCAUGGCCACAUUUUUGAAAGGCAGGUUCGAAAAUUUAAGAAAGACAGGGAUAGCUGAAGAUGAAGGCGAAGAUGAAUAAUAAGAACCCGUUCAAAGGGAAACGAGAGACCUUAUAUGCAAUUAUAUCAGCCACGGGUAUCCCUUGACUACCAGCCCGAGCAAGAAGAGAGACAUCACCAAUAAAAUCUAACACCUUGUGUCUGCAUGGUUCAUUAUCGAAGCGUAAAGGCGGGUUCAGCCAUCCUCUAGUUUCACUGAGAGAAAGGAGCUAAUCAGCAUCAAAGACUAAAAUUAACCACCCCUGUCAGCAUGUUGUCAAAAUGAAUUCACUCACCUACAAACAAUUGCAUUUUCUGCAGACCCUCCCCCAAUAAGCCCUGCAUCACGCAAUUUUUCAACCUGAAGAUAGUUUUGAUGUGGAUAAGCACUGUUAUCUAUUCAAAGAUUGCAAAAAUGGCUACACUAAAACAUUCAUCAAGAGUUCUACAAGUGAAUUAGUAAAAGUGACUUUAAAGUAGCCUGAACAGCUUGUGAUCCAAGAACAACUACUAACUAUCUGAUGAUAAUAAUUGCUUCUGCAUUAACAGUAAUGCCACAAUGCCCCUACAUGAUUAACAUCAAAACUAUCUUCAGGUUAUGGCCAUUAUAUAAAUAACAGAUUAACAUCCAAUUUCCCAUCUGGAUUAUAGUCAAGGACCAAGGCAUUUUAAGUUGUAAAAGGAGCUAACACUUUGAAGAAUUGCCCCUACAUGAUUAUUCAGAUUCACAAUGCCAUGAAUAGCAUGUAUUGCUAUUAAAUACUAAGCACUUUCACAUUCAGAAGGCCAUACAGAUGAAGCCCUGAAUUGAAGCCCAUAACAUAAAGGUGCUUCAUCAUCACAUUACCUACUAUGAUUCCAGUGACAGAAUGUAUCAGAGCCAAGAAUUCUAAGGGUUAACAGGGUAUACAACAGGGAAACGAACCUGUUCAUAGAUGCAAAAAGUUCUGGAAGGUGCAAUCUCCUUGGCAUAGCCGUUUUCAUUUCCAAACCCAGAAUAAAACCAUUGAUGACCAAUAGCAGGUACCUGCAACAGUGAAGCACACAGUCACCUUCUUCGUCCUCUUCUUUUUCUAUUCAGAUACCUGCAACAAGAAGUUAAUAUUGAGAAAAUGAAACUUGCCUUCGGAAAGUGAAUUCCGUAU